Molecule: messenger RNA, 1891 nt
Organism: Vitrella brassicaformis
Lineage: Eukaryota; Vitrellaceae
Source: the annotation of a GenBank genome assembly
GCGGGUGCCUUCCCUUCACAUGAUGGAUGGAUGGAUGGAUGUGUGGACACCUGUCUAUGUCAUCUAUCCGUGGUGGUGUCAUCCAUCGGUCGACUGAAGCUCUGUGUGUAUCUUGCAAUGAGAAAGCUGUGAUUCAACCAAGCCAAAAAAGCCACACAUCUAACCAAGCCAAAAAGAGCUUCACACACAUGCACCAUCCUGAAUGGAAUCGCGCAUGCAGUCAGGUAGUCAGACAGUCAGACAGACAGUCAUCCCAUGCAUUCUUCCAAAACAGUCAGUCAACCCAUAACCCCGCCCUCUCCCACAGCCGUCUGACUCACUCACUGCAGGUAUGCGAUCGCGAACCCCUCGAUGUGCUUCUGACACACCGGGCACCGACCUCCCGCCGCCGAAGGCUGCGUCGUGAUGUCAACAUAGCACGACUGACACAGGCACACGUGACCCUGAAGCGAAACACAUAAACAUGCACACACACAUUAACCGGGCAACCACAAUGUGGUCAUCUUUCUGUGUGCUUACACAGGGCUUGAGCAGUACAUUCUUCUCCUUGGCGAAGCACACGGAGCAGUUUAAGCCCUCCUCCCUCCCCUCUGUCUUGGCCUUCUCGAUGGCAUCCUUGAUACGCCUCUCCGCUGACUCCUUUCGCCUGGCCUCCAGCCGCUCUUCGGUCUGGCAGACGAGGCGCUGCACGCUGACCGCCUCGUUGGCGAUGGCCGACUGCUUGUUCUUCAGCGUCUGCAAGAAACUCGCCAGGCCACUCUUGGUUUGCGUCAUCGGCAGCUUAGCGGUCAAACUGCGCGCGGCGGGAAGGAAAAGAAGACGACAGAUUUGUCUGACAGGGAUCGGGAUACGCUGACUGCCUACCUUUCGACCGUAUUGCUGCGCCACGCGGUGAGCUUUCCCUCCGCCGCCUUUUUGCUGGUCUCUAGCGCCCCAAUCUGUGCUCGCAGAGCGGUGAUCUGCUGUUGGUAACGCUUCACCUCCGCCUGCUCAUUCGUUGACACACAGCGCAGAGAGCGGGCUGGGCUGAGCAGUGCCGGAGAGCGUCAGAUGUCUUAUGUACCUCGAGGCGCUGGUUCUCCUGUCUCUUCUUGUCGUACUCGUGCACAACCUCACGGGACGCUCGCGUGCCAGGAGAUGGAGAACCUGCAGACAGGCCGAGAAGCGACAAGCCUUUGCGUCACUGUGUGCGAGAGCGUCCCUCACCUCUGUGGCAGCAGCUGAAGCGGCCUCCUCCCGGAGUCGUCUUGCGAGGGGCUGGUCGAUAUACUGGCUGAGCUCCCGUUGCCGUACCUCCACGCAGGCAUUGGACUGCUCAAUGACGCACAAUGCACAGACAAAGGGACGCGCGCGUUUCCACCGUAUGGCACGUGUGUCGUCUCUGCUGACCUUGGGUUGCUUCGCACCCUUCUGUCCGCCUGCUGCGCCGUCCGCUUGGCGCUUCCUUUCAUACAACGAUCUUCUAUCCUCCUGCAGACACGCACAACACCACACCAGCAAGGAUGACCAACACAGAGAGGAGGAUCGUGCCGUAUCCACACGUCACGUCAUGGAGGCCUUUUCCCGCACCUUGCCGCCAUUCGGGCUGGCGACAGCAGCAGCAACAGCAGCAGCAGCAGCUGCAGCAGCGGGGGCAAGUGCCUGAAACAAGACAUAUGCAGCGGCAGAUUGUGCGACUCUGUGUCGAAGUGGCACACACUACAGUCAGAAGCAUGAUCUCACCUUGCCGCUGGGACUUGCGGCCCCUGCGACAGCGCCGAGCAUUGCCCUUGCGACAGCGCCGUUCAGCAUUGGCAGCUGCAGACACACAAACGGCGAACAAGCCGCAGAUCUUUAAUGUGUCGCAACUCCGGCGUGUGAUUAGCUCCUCUCUCCCGCACCUCACACGGCC